AUGCCUAAAUCACCUAUUGAGAUCGUCCUAGGAACCGGAAAUGUUGGAGAUGCAUCCAGAGACCCAGUGGCCAAGUUUGACUCUCCAGCAGAAGUUAAGGAGUUUCUUGAUGCCUUCUACAAGAGCGGUUAUCGCCAGAUAGAUACCGCCAGGGGCUAUUCACCACACGCUCCACUGUCCUGUGAGCCCCGUCUCGGUGCAGCCAAUGUCGGGGAUAGGUUCGUUGUCGGCACCAAGGUUGUCUCCCGCCCCGACGGGGCUCAUUCGAAGGACAAGAUUGCAGAUAGCAUUGCUGGCUCUUUAGAUUCAUUGAAAGUUGCUCAAGUAGAUAUUAUGUACUUGCAUCAACCGAACCGAACUGUGCCUUUUGAAGAAACUGCAGAGGCCAUGGACAAGGCAUAUCGGGAGGGCAAAUUCAAGCGAUUUGGAUUAUCUAACUAUACAGCCGCCGAAGUCGAGCAGUUUAUCAAGAUUAGCGAAGAGAAAGGCUUUGUGAAGCCAACUGUUUACCAAGGACAGUACAACCCUGUCGUUAGAAUAGGAGAAAAGGAGCUUCUCCCCUUGUUACAGAAGCAUAACAUUGCCUUUUACGCCUGGAGUCCCGGCGCUGCAGGAUUUUUCAACGGUAACCACAAGAACCCUCAAGCUGGAGGUCGCUACGAUGCCUCUCAUUACCUUGGCAACUUUUAUACUUCAAAGUAUGUCAAGCCGAGCAUUGACGCUGCUGCCGACCGAGUGCGAGAAGUUGCUGCGAAGCAUGGCAUCUCUGGACAUGCUGCGUCUCUUCGAUGGACUGCCUACCACAGCGCUCUUUCUGCUGAGCGUGGCGAUGCCAUCAUCGUUGGGGCCUCGAGCAUUAAACAGCUGAAUGAGAACUUGGAGAUUUUUGAGCAAGGACCACUUCCGCAGGAUGUUGUCGAUGCGGUCAAUGCUGUCUUUACGGAAAUUGGGGAUGAUGCGAUUGCGUAUCACAACUAG
This is a messenger RNA of Trichoderma asperellum CBS 433.97, 978 nucleotides long. RefSeq lists its product as uncharacterized. Gene Ontology annotation, molecular function: oxidoreductase activity. The record is from RefSeq and is a predicted model, not a curated record. Lineage: Eukaryota; Fungi; Ascomycota; Sordariomycetes; Hypocreales; Hypocreaceae.